AUGGGAGCCACUCCCUUCACUGAAAGAAUCCUGAAAGCAAAACUCCCUAAAGGCUUCGAAAAACCUACGGAUAUGAAGUAUGACGGAACCAAGGACCCCCAGGAGCACCUAACGGCCUUCAAGGCCAGGAUGGACCUAGAAGGGGCCGCUGACGCGGUCCGAGGUAGGGCCUUCCCGCACGGCAGCACACGACACGGCAGCACGGCACCUCGACAUAACCCCCCACCAAGAGAAAACCAUAAAGAACAUCCCAAACCAGCAAACGUAAACCAAACCCCCAGAAUCGGAAAAUUCUCUAACUACACACCUCUGACGGCCCCGAUCACCGAGAUAUACCACCAAAUAGCCGAUCGAGGUAUUCUCCCGAGGGCUCAACAACUCAAGGAAAGAACGGGCGGCAACAAGACCUUGUACUGCGACUACCACCGAGGAUGCGGACACAGGACACAAGAUUGUUUCGACCUAAAAGACGCCCUCGAGCAAGCCAUACGAGACGGCAAACUCCCCGAGUUUUCCAAAAUCAUCAGGGAACCAAGACGUGCGGAAAAAGAAAGAUCACCAGAAAAAGAAGCACGUAACCCAAGGACACAGAGACAAGCCUCUAGGGAAAGCCCUGAAACAGAUCCGACCAUUAUCGUGAACGUCAUCACAGGGAAAAACACCCCAGGGAAAUCAAAAUCAGCACUGAAGAAGGAUCUCAAGAUCCUGGCAGUCAGAGACCAAACCCCAAUCGCCACCACCAAUAGAGCGAUAACAUUCUCCUCCGAGGAUUGCCAGCACGGCACCUCGGCAGAAGACGCCCCCUUCGUCAUCUCGGCAAAGAUUGGAACUGGGCUAGUAAGAAGAAUACUGAUGGAUACAGGAGCAGAUUCUAACAUCCUCUUCAGAGGAGCCUUCGACAAACUCGGACUCUGCAACGACAACCUACAGACACACCGCAACGGAGUCACGGGACUCGGAGACAACUUCCUCAAACCAGACGGUUCCAUCGUCCUUCCCCUCAUGAUAGGAACGGGAAACCAAAGGAAGACAAUCCUAUCCGAGUUUGUGGUCCUCAAAGACUCCACCGCCUACAACGUCAUCCUCAGAAGAAAAACAAUUAACGACCUCUCCGCCGUCAUCUUCACCAAAUACCUUCUCCUGAAGUUCACAGCAGAGGAUGGCUCCAUCGGAACUAUUCACGGAGACCGGGAGAUCGCAGUAGAAUGCGACAACACCAGGUUAGCCCUGCGAAAGAAAUCUCGCAAUGCGGCCGGCAUAUUCUUAGCCGACCUGGACGCCCGACAAGACGGGCAACCUAGGCCGGAACUAGAAGGGGACAUGGAGAAAAUUGAAAAUAGGGCAAACCAAAGAAGAAUAUACUUUCAGCAACAAGAACUUCCCAUACGACCUUAA
This is a messenger RNA of Arachis ipaensis, 1395 nucleotides long. The record is from RefSeq and is a predicted model, not a curated record. Lineage: Eukaryota; Viridiplantae; Streptophyta; Magnoliopsida; Fabales; Fabaceae.